Molecule: messenger RNA, 2784 nt
Organism: Nylanderia fulva
Lineage: Eukaryota; Metazoa; Arthropoda; Insecta; Hymenoptera; Formicidae
Biological process (GO): DNA integration
Molecular function (GO): nucleic acid binding
Source: RefSeq, a predicted model, not a curated record
AUGUAUAGACAAGUAUUGGUGGAUCCUUCUCAAACACGUCUGCAAAGGAUACUAUGGCGGGACGACCCUGCUAACAACGUCGACACAUACGAACUAUUGACAGUUACGUAUGGAACAUCAUCAGCUUCAUACUUGGCCAGCAGGUGCCUUACUUAUCAUGCCGAUCAAUACGCAGCUAAGUACCCGGUAGGCUCUAGAGAGGUGAAACGCAGUUUUUACGUAGAUGACUUUUUGUCAGGAGCAGAUACUCUGCACGAGGCUAAGGUACUCCGAGAUGAACUAAUAGAAUUGCUGAGAAUAGGAUCUUUCGAACUCAGUAAGUGGGCGUCGAAUUGCCCAGAACUCCUAAAAAAUAUAAAGGAUCGUGAUGGGGAAGUAAUUACCAUUCAUAACGAGACAGAUUCUAGCAUACUAGGGAUUCAAUGGAAUCAAGUCAAGGAUGUUUUUCACUUUGCAUACAAUUCAGAUUCCACUAACAGCGCAGUAUCUAAGCGCGUUAUUCUUUCUGAAGUUUCCAGGUUGUUUGAUCCUCUGGGUCUCCUCGGACCCGUCAUUGUAAUUGCCAAACUCAUUCUUCAAGACCUGUGGAAGGCCGGCAUCCAUUGGGAUGAAUCUGUGCCGCAGGAAUUACAUACAAGCUGGCUAAAAUUCAAGUCUCAAUUACAUGCUGUAAAUCAGCUACAAAUCCCUAGGGGUGUCAAAUACAACCCAGACUCACAGCUCGUGCAAUUACACGGGUUUUGUGAUGCAAGUCAAAAUGCAUAUGGCGCAUGUAUAUAUGUACGCACAACCAUCGAAUCUAGUGAAUAUCGUUCACAGUUGCUGUGUUCAAAAUCCCGUGUGGCACCACUCAAGGCCGUGUCACUGCCAAGACUUGAACUAUCGGCAGCGGUUCUGUUAGCUCAACUCAUAACUAAGGUGAAAGACUCAUUGGGCUCGCCCAUGCAAGCAUUUCUUUGGUCGGACUCCACCAUAGCAUUGAAUUGGAUAGCUUCAUCCUCGCGCAACUGGUCAGUAUUCGUGGCAAAUAGAGUCGGAGAAAUUCAAAGGUUGACUCAGAUCAGUCAGUGGCGUCACGUCUCCUCUUCCGACAAUCCUGCAGACAUACUAUCCAGAGGCAUAUAUCCGUAUGAUUUAAUCGCAUCAUCCAUGUGGUGGCACGGGCCCAGCUUUCUACAGUUGCAUGAAAAUCAGUGGCCAUCGGGAAGUUUUACAUAUCCGAGGGAGGAUAUGCCCGAACAAAGAAGAAUAGCCGCGAUUGUCGUCAAGCAUGACCAAUGCAUGGUCAUCCAGCUAUUAACCAAGCAUUCAAGUCUAAACAAAAUCCUUCGGAUCAUUGCGUAUUGCAUGAGAUUUUCUAAGAAACGGAAUCUCGCGCCAAAUAGAACAAUAUCUUCGUCUGAACUUUUACUUGCAACGGAAAUCGUGUGCAGGGCGGUACAAAAACAAGUCUUCUCUAAAGAAUACGAAGCAUUAAAAUUAGGAACAACCAUUAAUGCAGGCAGCCGUCUAUUGCCGUUAACUCCUUUCAUGGAUAAAGAUGACCUAAUCCGGGUGGGCGGUAGGCUUAAAAACUCAAACCUAGAUUUUGACGCAUGCCAUCCCAUUUUGCUGCCGCGCAAUCACGAUUUAACACAAAAAAUAAUUAGACAAGAGCAUAUUCGGAAUAUGCACGCCGGAACGCAAGGUACUAUGGCCGCCGUCCGGCAACGUUUCUGGCCACUUUCGCUAAGAUCCGUAGCGCGAAAGAUCAUACAAGAAUGCGUAACUUGUUUUAAGGCAAAACCGCGAUUCUCGGAAGCCUUAAUGGGAUCAUUACCCGCCGGUCGAGUCACCCCAUCUAGACCGUUCGCGCAUUGUGGGAUAGACUAUGCCGGUCCAGUCACAAUACGCGAAGGAAACAGGCGCAACUCUCGCAAUUAUAAGGCCUACAUAGCCAUUUUCGUAUGCUUUGCCACUAAAGCCGCGCACAUCGAAGUCGUAAGCAAUUUAACGACAGACUGUUUUCUUGGUGCAUUCAAACGUUUCAUCGCGCGAAGAGGGAAACCGACCCACAUGUACUCGGAUAAUGGGACCACCUUCGUCGGGGCAAAAAAGCAAAUCAAGGAACUAUACGAAUUUUAUAACAAACAAGAAACGCAGUCCGAUCUCAAUCAAUUCUGUGCCAACGAGGGCAUUUGCUGGGAAUUCAUUCCGCCCAACGCUCCUCAUUUUGGCGGUUUAUGGGAAGCGGCGGUAAAAUCCGCCAAACAUCACUUGACUAGAAUUGUGGGUCAAGCCCAUUUAAAUUUUGAAGAACUGCAGACUGUAUUGUCUGAGAUAGAAGCUAUAUUAAAUUCGCGCCCUAUUACGCCACUAAGCGAGGAUCCCAACGACUUGUAUUAUCUUAGUCCGGGUCACUUUCUGGUUGGUACAGCACUAAAUAGUUUUCCUUGCAGAGACUUUAGCGAGAUCAAUGAGAAUAGGCUCCUACGAUGGCAACGCGUGGAGCAACUUCGACAGCACUUUUGGCGCAGAUGGAGUAGCGAGUACUUAGGCUCGUUGCAGGAAAGGUCGAAAUGGAAACAAAAUUCGGGCAUUCAACUACGCGUCAAUCAGCUCGUACUUGUAAAACAACAAAAUCUACCCCCUCUACAAUGGGCUAUAGGUCGCGUCUUAGAGAUUCAUCCCGGAUCCGACAAUGUAGUACGAACUGCAACUAUAAAAAUCACCAAAGGUACUUAUGUUAGACCAUUGUCGAAGCUCGCGAUAUUACCCUCAGAAAUCCAACCGACGGAUAACUAA